AUGACGUCACUCACAGCGGCCGUCUCUGGCGACAGACUAGAGGACUCUGUUAGUGCUGCUUUCAUCUGGUGCUCCUCUGCUUCUGGUCUCUGCUGGUUCUGCUGGUUCUGGUCUCUGCUGGUUCUGGUCCUGGUGUUUCUGGUGGUCCCGGUGGUUGUUGUGGUUCUGGUCCUUGUGGUUCCGGUGGUUCUGGUGGUUCUGGUGGUUCUGGUGUUUCUGGUGGUCCCGGUGGUUGUGGUGGUUCUGGUCCUUGUGGUUCCGGUGGUUCUGGUUCUGGUGGUUCUGGUGGUUCUGGUGAUGGAGCGAGGUGAGAGUCUGCAGGAUCAGCUGAGAUGUCCCGUCUGUCUCGAUGUCUUCACGGAUCCUCUGAUGUUACUCUGUGGACACUCCUACUGCAGGUGUUGUGUGCGCUCCAUGACGAUGGACCUGCUGGGUCAGCUGACGUGUCCCUUGUGUCGCUGUGCCGUGGACGGAGACAGUCCUCGUCCCAACGUCAGCCUGGCUCGCAUCAUCGAGGCUCUGCAGGAGGUGAGUGUUUCAGGUGGAGAGAAGGUGAGGUCGUGUCCUCAGCACCACAACCCGCUCAGCCUUUACUGCGAGGACGAGCGCACCGUGAUCUGUGGCCUCUGUGGAAGCAUCGGGGCGCACCGCGGACACCAGAUCACUCCGCUCAGCUCCGUCUACAGCCGCAUGAAGGAGGACAUUUCCUGUCUGAUGACUGACUUCCAGCAUCAGAAACGUAAACUGGAGGAUCAGAUCUGUAAAAUGGCAUACAACAAAUCCAGGAUCACUAAUGAGUCUGACGUGCUGAAGUGGGUGGUGAGGAAGGAGUUUGGUGAGCUGCGGCGCUGGCUGGAGGUGGAGGAGGCGGGGUUUAUCCAGGAAGUGGAGACGUCAACCGCGGUCCUCAUCUCGUCCCUCCAGAACCAGACGGACCAGUUAAACCAGAACCAGAACCAGCUACAGGAUGCCCAGAAGAUCCUGCAGGACCUGAGCAACGAGGGACACCUGGACUUUAUCACGAAGUACGGAUCAAUUGCUCCGAGGUUCAGAGAGAUUCAGCAGCUCCAGCAGAAGGAGGAGAGAAGAUUCAGCUCGGUAAACUUUAUUACUGGUUUCAACCACAACGACAUUAAACUCACGGUGUGGAAGAGAUUACAUCGAAAAGUCCUGCCAGCACCAGAGCAGUUGAAGCUGGAUCCUCAGACUGCUCACCCGAUGUUGGAGCUCCGUCUUGGGGACACGGUGGUGAGCUGUGGGGCUCUGCUGCGGAGGCUUCCUGAUAAUCCUGAGCGGUUCAGUAUCAGUUACUGUGUCCUGGCCAACCGAGGCUUCUCCUCCGGGAAACACUACUGGGAGGUGGAGGUCGGUACUAAACCUAAAUGGCGCCUGGGUUUGAUCAAAGGAACCACUAACCGUAAGGCGAAGCUGGGGAAGAGUCCAGAGAGUGGAGUGUGGAUGAUUGGACUGAAGGAUGGUGUUUAUGAAGCCUUCCUGUCACCUCGGGUGGUUCUUCCACUGGUGUGCCCCCCCCGCCGGCUGGCACUGUUCCUGGACUACGAGAACAGACGUCUGACCUUCUUCAACAGCGACAGUCCUGACGAGCUGGGCUUCAUCUACAGCUUCAGCCUGGAGCUGCAGGGGAAGGUCUUCCCCCUGCUGGAUGUCUGCUGGCAUUACAGGGGAGACAACAAACACCCCCUGGUCCUCCCCCAGCCUGGCAGGGACCACCUGCCCCCUCACCCAGCCCCAGAAACCCAGCCUGGCAGGGACCACCUUGCCCCUCACCCAGCCCCAGUCCCCCAGCCAGGCAGGGACCACCUGCACCCUCACCCAGCCACAGACCCCCAGCCUGGCAGGGACCACCUGCCCCUUCACCCAGCCCCAGACCCCCAGCCUGUCAGGGACCACCUGCCCCCUCACCCAGCCCCAGACCCCCAGCCUGUCAGGGACCACCUGCCCCCUCACCCAGCCCCAGACACAUCACACAUGUAA
Messenger RNA from Perca fluviatilis (European perch), 1995 nucleotides. Its product is annotated as E3 ubiquitin-protein ligase TRIM50-like. NCBI's taxonomy places the organism in Eukaryota, Metazoa, Chordata, Actinopteri, Perciformes, Percidae. Gene Ontology annotation, molecular function: zinc ion binding; protein binding. The coding region runs from base 1 to 1995 and encodes 664 amino acids. The transcript is spliced from 10 exons. The record is from RefSeq and is a predicted model, not a curated record.